GAUCUGAGCCGGGGGCAAGAGGGGGCCGAGAGCCCGCCGCAGAGGGGGCAGGCGCCGGAAGAUGAGCGACGCAGAUUUCACAAAACCACCACUAGCACCAAAACCAAAGAUCCUCAGUCAUCUUGCUUCCAAAUUUCCUCCAUCACUGUCAAAGUCUGGUACACUUCACAAUUCAAACUCUAUGUCUAGGGGUCCAAAACCACCCAUUGCACCCAAGCCAAAAAUCCCCAGUGACAACGAUCCUGUGAUUAUACAGCAAUCCAGUGUUUAUGCCAACAAUACUUUUAACAAAUGUACCAAUGGAAGACUAAUAUGUACAGCAGGACAGCUCUGCGAAGGAAAUCAGUGCAACACUGAGUGCUCAGAACCGGGAGCUGAAGAUGAAUAUAUUGUAAAUUCUGAAACUGAAUUGACAGACAAAGACUAUAUUGACUCUGAACAACUGCAGGAAUCAGAGGACAAUGUCUUAGAUGCUCCAGGAGCACCAGCAGGUAAGGAAGAGGAUAACUGCACCAACAAUAAGAUCUCUGAUCUUGAAUUAAAUGAAUUAGAGAACAAUGAUUCUUCAUAUAACACAGAACCAAUGGACAAGGUCUCAUUGGAACCAACUGAUAUCCAAACUCUUGACAGCCCUGAAGAUUUAAAAGAGGAUGCUGGAUGUGAAAAUGUAGACCAUGAAACCGGUCCCAGUGUAGCCAAAAUGCACUGUGCAGAUGGGGCUGAUGAAACACUUAGAGAACUGGAUCUGAUAAAGGAAAAUAAUGAGUAUAAUAUGGAUAAUAAAAUUUUGAAUGGAGGUGCAGUUUUGAAGGACACUAUAUGUGAAGAUAUUAUUCUAAGGCAUUUAAAGGAGCAAACACCCACUUCAGAGGACCUGUUUCCAAUUUGUGAGGAUCCGGGAGAAGAAGAUUCACUCCAGGCUUUGGAAGACGAGCAACCCAGUGUUGACAUGGAAAUGGGUGCCAUGCAUAAUGAUGGAGAUGGAUCAGCCUUGGACAUAGAGUUGGAGCUUGUAGAGGAUGUUUGUGAAAGUCCCAAUAUUCUUGCUGAUGAUUCUGAAGAAACAGAUACUACACUAGAACUUAAUGGACCUGAAUCCAAUACAGAAGAGGCAUUGGGAGGGACCGCUAAUGAAACUGAUGCUGGAAAAGAAGAGGAAAUUGAUCCUGAUGCUGACUGUGAAACAGGCAUAGAACUGGAAGAACAUCUAGAUUAUGGCAACCAAACCACUGAGAUGAAGAGUGAGGAAGAAACAACAGAUACAGUGUGUGAUACAAAAGAAGACCCAGAAGAACAAAAUGAUGACGUGCUGGAGUCAGAGACCACAGAUGACAACUGCCAGAUUAUUCCCUUUGAGAAGGAAUGCAGUGAGGAUGCCCCUGACUCUCCUGAAGAAUUGCCAUUAGAAGAGAGUGAAAUGUCUAGUGACAGUCAGCCUUUUGCUCUUCAGGAUGUUAGUGGGCAGGAAAGUGAGUCACUGCUGGCAGAAAAAUCUAAGUUAGAUUGCACUGAAAGUGCUUUGGAAGACCUAGAAUCACAAAACCAAGUGAAUGAGGUGGAGCACAGUGAUGGUGGGAAAACUGCCCUAGAUGCAUCCAAUGAAACAUCAGUUGAAGAUGCAUGCUGUGGUACAGAAGAACCGAAUGAAUGCCAUUGUAGCAAAACUGAAACAAAUGCAAGCAGUGAAUAUGUGAUUGAUGAAUCUGCAGCAAUUCCUGAAGUGGUGGUUGCUUACGAUAAAGAUGAUGGAGAAACAGCCAGUGACUCCCUAGACAACCCAUAUAUAUUGGGAGAUAGCCUGCCUUCAGAUGUUAGAAAAGAAGUGGGGGAGGCUGACGUUCAAGAUGCUUCAAGUGGUUUUAGGGAGGGAGGGGGUAUGGACCCUGAAAACCACUUGUUCCCUAUUGAUCGGAAAAGCAUUGUUACUAGAACAAGGUCACUUUCUGGAAAAGUACCUGGAUAUGUGCCGGAAACAGUUCCAGAAGAAACAGGCCCAGACACUGAUUCGCAACCCUUGAGCACAGCCCCCAUGGUGUCUGAGGACUUAAGCCAUACCUUCUCUUUGUUGGACGGAAAGCCUAUGGAACUGAAUAGGGCAUUACCUGCAAAGCCAAGGCGCUUUAUUUUAUACCCUCGAUCUUUUUCAGUAGAAGGCAAAGACAUCCCAGUCUCUGUUUACAGAGAGACUGAUACCUCUGUAAUGGAUUACAAUAGAAUAAACAGGACAGAAGACCUCACUUUGCCUUGUGUAAUUGCUUCAUCAGGCAGCUUUUCCCAGAGAAAUCACCUUCCAUCCAGUGGGGUAUCCACCCCAUCCUCAGUUGUUGAUAUACCACCUCCUUUCGAACUAGCCUGUAUCACCAAAAAGCCAAUCACUAAAAGCUCACCUUCACUUUUAAUAGAGAGUGACUCUCCUGAUAAAUACUGCAAGAAAAAGAAGUCCUCUUUUAAAAAGUUCCUCACGCUGAAGUUCAAGAAGAAGACAGAAAAUAAAGUCCAUGUGGAUGUUCAUCUUUCUUCUUCAAGAUCCUCUUCGGAGUCUAGUUAUCAUGGACCUUCCAGGGUCAUGGAACUGGACCGGAGGAGUUUGAGUAGUUCACCUCAGCUGAAAUCACGAACUGGCAAGCUGAGGGCCUCUGAGUCUCCAACUGUUCUCUUCUACAAGGAUGGCAAGAGAAAAGGGACACCCAAAACCUUUAGCAGAAGUGUGUCAAGGGUGGAGUCUUUUGAGGACCGUUCAAGGCCCCCUUUCAUGCCCCUUCCAUUAACUAAGCCUAGGUCUAUAUCCUUUCCUAAUGCUGAUACUUCUGACUAUGAGAAUAUUCCAGCAAUGAACUCGGAUUAUGAAAAUAUACAAAUUCCUCCACGAAGGCCUACCAGGACAGGAACUUUUACUGAAUUUUUUGAAGAUCCUAGCAGGGCAUUAUCUGCUGCUAAUGAGAAUGACGGCUAUGUGGAUAUGAGCAGUUUUACAGCUUUUGAGAACAACAAACAGCAGCCUACCAACCAGGAGACAGAAAGUGCCUACACAGAGCCUUACAAAGUGUGCCCUAUCUCUGUGAUUCCCAUUGAGGAUGUCACAUCAGAUGAGGAACAGAAAAGUUCUGGAGAUGAAGACAGUAACCAGGGAGAUUCCAGCCUCAUCCACAAGAAAGAAGGACAAUCGAGAGCUCACCUCAUCGCCCAGGAACUUGUGUCUUCAGAGAAAGUAUAUGUAGAGAUGCUCCGGCAGUUACAUAUGAAUUUCUAUGAAGCGGUCUUAAGAGUGCUGGGACAUAAGGAUGACAGUGACCUUGAAGAAGUAAAACUCAAGGAGGGGUUGAGUGAACUCCCAGAGAUCUACAAGCUGCAUCAAGAAAUGCUUGGGGAGAUGGAAGAAAAAGUCAUCAACUGGGAAGAACACCAGAAAGUAGCCGAUGUUUUCCUAACUAGGGAGUCCAGGUUUAGCCACCACACAGCUUUCAUUAUGCAGUUUGAUAGGAAUUUGGCUUUGCUGGAUGGAUCCUGGCUUAAAUCUUCCCAGCUGGAUGCUGUCAUUCAGGAGUUUGAGCAGGUUCAUGACAGCAGUCCCUUGAAUGUGAAACAUCAGCUUCUGAAAGUGGUGCAACGAAUAUUCCAAUACCACGUGCUUCUCACAGAUUACUUGAAUAAUCUUUGCCCUGAUUCUGCUGAAUAUGAAGAUACACAAGCUGCCUUGCUCCUUAUCUCUGAAGUUGCAGACCGAGCCAAUGAUAGCAUGCAACAAGGGGAAAAUCUGCAGAAGCUGGUGCAUAUAGAGCACAGUGUCAAGGGGCAGAGCAACCUCCUCCAGCCAGGAAGGGUGUUUCUUAAAGAAGGAACGCUAAUGAAAGUGUCUGGGAGAAACAGGCACCCACGACACUUGUUCUUGAUGAAUGAUGUUCUGCUAUAUACCUAUCCCCAGAAGGACGGCAAGUAUCGGCUGAAGAACACCUUGGCUGUAUCUGGCAUGAGGGUCAGUCGUGUAGUGACAGAGAAAGCCCAGAAUGUGCUGAAGAUUGAAUAUGGUGAAAAUUGCCUAACCCUAUCAGCAAGCUCAUGCUCUGAAAGGGACGAGUGGUACAGCUGCAUCAGCAGAAGCAUCCCAGAUGACUACAGGGCUCACAGCACAGCUGCUUUUCACAACAGUGUGGAACUUAGGGAAAGACUGGGGAUAUCCUUGGGUGAGAGACCCCCAACUUUGGUGCCCGUCUCCCAUGUCAUGAUGUGCAUGAAUUGUGGCUGUGACUUCAAGCUCACGUUGAGGCGCCAUCAUUGCCAUGCAUGUGGGAAGAUCGUGUGCCGAAAUUGUUCAAGAAACAAGUAUGCUCUGAAGUACCUCAAAGACCGACUAGCAAAAGUUUGUGAUGGCUGCUAUGCAGAAUUGAAGAGGAGAGGUGAUUCUCUUCCCAUCUCCACCAUUACAGAGCGGCCAAUGAGCGUGAGCUUCCCUACCAGUUCAUCCAGGUUUUCAGGCAGUGCCUUCUCUUCUGUCUUCCAUAAUAUCCACUACUCAUCCUUCAAAAGACAAAAGAAAAUCCCUUCAGCUCUUUUGGAGGUGUCGGCCUCUGGAGAGGGCUCUUCGAUCAGUGGCUAUCUCAGUAGGUGCAAGAGGGGGAAAAGACACUGGAAGAAGCUGUGGUUUGUCAUCAAAGGCAAAGUGCUCUACACCUAUACAGCAAAUGAGGAUAAAGUCGCCACAGAGAGUUUGCCUUUGCUGGGUUUCACAAUUGUCCCAGAAAAGGAAGACGGGAAUAUGGAUGCAGUUUUCCAUCUUUACCACAAGCAAACUCUGUUUUAUAGCUUCCGAGCAGAAGAUAACAAUUCCACACAGAGAUGGAUUAAAGCCAUGGAGGAAGCAUCUGUAUUAUAGCAGUUAUCAUCUCAGUGGACUUUAAAUGAAUACCUUUAUAUUUGCAGCAAAAACCCUUCUAUUGGAGGAAACAGUAUAUACCCCAACCUGGAAAGAAUUUGUCCAAGACUGUUUUCCCCCCUUCCUUCCACCCUCCAACUUGCUUCCCUACAAGUGGAGAUUUUAAAAGGAGUAUUUAUGGCCCUUUUUCUAUGGGUGCAAUGUCAUCCUUCACUGUAUGCUCCAAUAUAAUACAGUCGCAUCCUAUUUUCAAGACGUAGAAUGUAUGAUUGUUUCUGAACUCACAGAAUAUGCUUGACUCGUUGCAUCUGGCUCAGCUCCGCUAACCUGUUAAAACGUCCCGUCAACUUCGAUUUGUUUUUUGUGCCAGCCAUGAAAGUGAAAUACAACGUCAUACAUUUUAUUAAAACUCAGCUUCUUUUCUUCUCAUCUAAGAUCUCAGGACUGACAUAACUACCAGUCCCUUUUCAAAGCCACUGUGAAAUUGCAGUGUGCUUAUUGGGAAUGCUGCCACAGAAAGUGUGUGAGCACUCUCAGUCCACCAGUGUUCAACAGCAAGAACCCAGGAUGGUAAUUCAGCACUAACUUACCGAAUUGAUGGUAAGCAUUUCCCUUCUUGCCAGUAAGCGUUUUCCUUCUGGACAACCCGAACCCAACUGAAGAUUACAUCAGUCUCCAGUCCAAAGGAUGUUAAUUUAUUG
Messenger RNA from Gekko japonicus, 5571 nucleotides. It is a transcript of the gene FGD5, whose product is annotated as FYVE, RhoGEF and PH domain containing 5. The coding region runs from base 62 to 4870 and encodes 1602 amino acids. The transcript is spliced from 21 exons. Gene Ontology annotation, molecular function: metal ion binding; guanyl-nucleotide exchange factor activity. The record is from RefSeq and is a predicted model, not a curated record. NCBI's taxonomy places the organism in Eukaryota, Metazoa, Chordata, Lepidosauria, Squamata, Gekkonidae. Gene Ontology annotation, cellular component: cytoplasm.